This is a messenger RNA of Miscanthus lutarioriparius, 1086 nucleotides long. The record is from the annotation of a GenBank genome assembly. Lineage: Eukaryota; Viridiplantae; Streptophyta; Magnoliopsida; Poales; Poaceae.
AUGAAGGUGCUCUGCUCCGCCUGCGAGGCGGCCGAGGCGUGCCUGCUCUGCUACGCCGACGAGGCCGCCCUCUGCGCGCGCUGCGACCGCGACGUCCACGCCGCCAACCGCCUCGCUGGCAAGCACCACCGCCUGCCGCUCAUCCCGCCCGCCGACGUCUCCGCGCCCAACUGCGACAUAUGUCAGGAGGCCCACGCCUACUUCUUCUGCGUGGAGGACCGCGCGCUGCUCUGCCGGGCCUGCGACGUGGCCGUGCACACCGCCAACGCCUUCGUUUCCGCGCACCGCAGGUUCCUCCUCACCGGCGUCCAGGUCGGCCUGCAGCCCGCCGCCGCCGCCCCGGACGCUGAUCCGCACCCGCCCACCAGCGCUGCCGCGGCAGCGGAUCCCCUCCAAACUCCCCCGCCGCCCGACAGGAAGGCGGCGGCCGGCGGCAGCAGCCCGGAGCCGCUCUACAGCGUCGACGACAUCGACUGGGCGGCCGGCACGGACGCCGGCGCCGGCGUCAGCGUCAGCGUCGCCGUCGGCCUGCCGGACUGGGCGCUCGUCCACGAGCAGUUCGGCGCCCCGCCGGUGCCCAGGCCCGUGGAGCCGGUGCUCGCUAGAACGCCCGCUUCCAAGCGCAGCCCCCGGCGGUCGCUCGCCGCCUCGUUCACCGUCCAGGGUGGCGGCGGCCUCGCCGGGGGUUUGCCGGACUGGCCGCUCGACGAGUUCUUGGGUUUCUCAGAGUACAGCGCUGGUCUCGGCUUCGCUGACAAUGGCACGUCCAAGGCCGACAGCGGGAAGCUCGGGAGCACCGUCGGCUCGCCGGCCGGCCGAUCGUCGUCCGACGCGUCCCAAGACUUCUUCGGGGAGGUGCCAGAGUUCCACCAGUGGUCCGUGCCGGAGCUCCCCUCCCCGCCCACGGCCUCGGGGCUCCACUGGCAGGGCGGCCCGCGCCACGGCGCGACCACAUCUACGGACACGGACACGGACACGGCUGCCGUGUUCGUGCCGGACAUCUCGUCCCCGGAGAAACCCUUUCCGGUGCUACGCCACCGCCGCUGGACAGCCGCCGGCGAAGCGCCGCAGGAGAUGUUGACGUGA